Molecule: messenger RNA, 1787 nt
Organism: Neltuma alba
Lineage: Eukaryota; Viridiplantae; Streptophyta; Magnoliopsida; Fabales; Fabaceae
Exons: 4
Coding region: 167-1630 (487 amino acids)
Source: RefSeq, a predicted model, not a curated record
GUAAACAAGCUUAUAUUCUAUAACCACUCAUUCACUUUUCCUAAAUAAACGGCGUGAAGAUGAGAUGGGACCACAAUUUACGACUAUUGAGAAAAGAUUUCAAUGUGUUAGCCUCUAUAAAGGAGAGCAUCCACUGUGCCCUGUUUGCAUCUAAGGCAGAGAGUCCAUGGAAACAGCGAUAGAGAUCCAAUUGAGUACAUUAUGCGUGUUGCUGAGCGUGCUUGCGUCGAAGAUCUCUGUUGUAGUCGCAGAGAACUAUGUGUCUGCAGUGGGUGACCCCGGGAUGCAGAGAGAUGGGCUGAGGGUUGCCUUUGAAGCUUGGAACUUUUGCAAUGAAGUCGGAGAAGAAGCCCCUAACAUGGGUAGCCCAAGAGCUGCUGACUGUUUCGAUCUUUCAAGUUCAAGUUCUCUGAAGCACAAGGUUAGUGAAGUUGAUAACAGACUUGGAGUAGGGAAACCAUUUCAUGGGUUGGGAAGAGAUGUAAACAACCCAGAUCUCUAUGCAGUGAAAAAGGAACUAUAUCUGGGUUCUAUCUGUGAAGUCGCAGACACCCCAAGACCAUGGCAAUUUUGGAUGAUUAUGUUGAAAAAUGGCAAUUAUGACACACAGUCUGGUUUAUGUCCUGAGAAUGGGAAGAAGGUAGCACCUUCAACGCCUAGACGGUUUCCCUGCUUUGGAAAAGGGUGUAUGAACCAGCCCAUCAUGUGUCAUCAGGAGACACGGCUCCAACAUGGUAUCAUGCGAGGAGCUUUCAGUGGUACCUAUGAUUUGAAUUCUGGCUGUGGAGGCGGACACAAUGGCCUCUCUUACUACGAGGUAGUCUGGGAAAAGAAAGUGCAUGUUGGGAGUUGGGUUUUCAAACAUAAGCUACAGACCUCAGAGAAAUACCCGUGGUUGAUGCUGUACCUAAGAGCCGACGCAACCAAAGGAUUCUCUGGAGGUUACCAUUAUGACACAAGGGGAAUGCUCAAAACUCUUCCAGAAUCACCAAAUUUUAAGGUGAGGGUGAGUUUAGACAUCAAAAGGGGUGGAGGAGCCAAGAGCCAAUUUUACCUGGUGGACAUAGGAAGCUGCUGGAAGAACAAUGGAGCUGCUUGCGAUGGAGAUGUGGUCACUGAUGUAACUAGAUACAGCGAGAUGAUCAUAAACCCCGAAACUCCAUCUACCUGUAGCCCCAAGAGGUUAAAGAAUUGCCCCCCAUUCCACAUGACACGAGACAACAGAAAGAUCUAUAGAAAUGACACAGCUAAUUACCCUUACUCGGCUUAUCAUUAUUAUUGUGCUCCAGGUAGUGCCAAACACUUGGAGCAACCUGUGAGCAUUUGUGAUCCUUACAGCAAUCCUCAGGCACAAGAGAUAGUUCAGUUGCUGCCUCACCCAGUUUGGGCUGAUUAUGGGUAUCCCGCCAAAAAAGGUGAUGGCUGGGUUGGUGAUGCAAGAACUUGGGAGCUUGAUGUUGGUGGAUUAUCCAGUAACCUCUACUUCUAUCAGGACCCUGGCUCUCCUCCUGCUAAGAGGGUAUGGACUUCUGUCGAUUUGGGUACAGAGAUUUAUGUUAGUGAAAAAGAUGAAGUAGCAGAGUGGACUGUCAGCGACUUUGACGUCCUCCUCACGCAGCCCAAUUCAUGAAUGGAACUUUGAUUUGAUAAACAGUAACGAGUUUUCAGCUUUUGAAAAUAAAAUAGCCGAUAAAGAGUUUGCUAGGGCGAGCAAAAGGAUUUUUUCUUGUCAAAAACGGAUCAUGGGAUCCUGAGGAGUGAGAAUGAAGACGCACCUUUUCCAGACA